ACACUGAAAAAAAUGAACUCCAACUAAGUAGCAUUUUCUCUUAGUUGGCGUUAAAAUAAUUGAAAUGACCUUAUUAUUGUUUACUGAAACCAAAACCAUGUAGUUGUAACAGAAACCUGAAUAUGUUUGAAGUUACACACAAGUAAAUUGUUGAUGUAAUAAAAACUUUUUAUAAACACAACUAAUACUUUUUUGAAUUCAUACACUACACUCGUUAAAUUAGUUAUUUUCUAUAAUUUACACUUGCAAAGACUCUGUGCAUGCAUUAACCAUUUAUGUCUAUUAUAUUAACGAGGCGCAAAGUUAAAAUAAUAACUGGAUAUGUUACAUUAAAGACGCUAUGAAGUAGAACAAAACAAGACAAAAUGUAAUAUCUACCAUUUUCUUUAGUAGCACCAAUUAUUUAGUAUUUAGUCGUAUUAAUUAUUUACAAUGUUACUGCAAAUAAUUUAUGUGGUAUAUAAACAAUGUUGAUUAUAAAAUUAAACAUAAUUAAGUUAUUGUUUGAAUAAACAUAAUGAUAGCAUUUACAAAUUAUAAUAAGUUAUUUUAAUCAUAUAAAGUGAUAGUUGUGUUUAACUAGGUACGUUAUACCUAACAAUCUUCUUAGUAGAUUCAAAUAAGAUUUGACUGAAACUAAUAAGAGCGAGUCCCCCCACGCGUCUCCCUUCCCCCGCGCGCGGCGCGUCUCGACUUGCCGUCUGCCGCCACGCGCAUUUUCCGGCGACGCUUCAAUAGCGCCACAGCUCUGAGCAUUGUGAAGUGGAGUUCUGCCUCUGGCAACGCGAGCGCAGCCUGAAGCCUCUAUUUAGUGAUCCGCUUACUGAUACUUACGUAUUGAUAGUGAUUUUGUGUUGUUGUGGUCCAGUCAGAAAUGGAUGACGUUGCCGAACUUUUGAAGACCUGGGAGCUACACGACUUAGUACCAAUUUUUACAGAACAGCGGAUGACAAUCCAGGCGUUAUCGGCUCUGACUCGAGAGGACUUGAAGGACCUUAUUCCGCAGGCAGGACCAAGGGUGCUAUUUACAAGGUGUUGGCGUUCGUGGAAAAAUGAGUUUUUGCCAAUAAACGAUACUAGUAUACCAUCUUUUUCGGGCCUGGAUUUGUCAAACUUGCAGUUUGAUUGCUUGAAGGAAACUGACGAACUAUCUGAAUGUGUUGUAGAGGUAAUACCAUUAGACAACCCUGAGACAAAAGAAAAUACUGCAAGUACAACAAGUCAUCAACAAUUAGGAAAAGGAACUCAAACUGGGAUACUUGAAAAUUUAUUGAAACAAUCACUCGAAACUUCUUCACUUCUGAUUUAUAAAGGCGGUAGCUUAGAUGGAGAUGCUACUAGAAAUUUAUUAGCGUCUGUGAUUGCCAAAGAAAUAUUAAAUGAGAACAAAAAUUCACCAAUAGUUGGUCAAAUUUAUUUCAAGUGGACAAAAUUGAUAAGUGAACUCUUUCCGGGUGAAAGGACCACAACGUAUUAUAUCCCUGCAUGUACUACUGCGUCUGGCGCAGUUCUUCAAGCAAGAGGCAAACUCGUACAUCAGGUACUGAACAGAAGGAGGCGCUUCCAACAAUUAGGAUCCUUGACAACAAAAAAAAGAAACAGAGAAGAAAGCCCAGGACCAUCUUCUUUAUCACCAAGACCAAUGCCAAGAAUAAAGAAUAAAUUUAUUGUCAUAAAAACCUUAGUUGGUAAACAACUAAGGUUUUUAUGACAAUAAACAACAUUAAGGUUGAGUCCUCCUAUUAGGUAUUAAUGUAAGUAAGUAUUGUAAAGAAAGAAAAAUAAAGAAAUAAUUACGUAAUGUAUUUUUUUUUAUAAUCUCCUAGGUACAAGGAUUCAAUUAAGAACUUUUUCAAGGUAGGUAGUAUAUUGGUGACUACCUAAAUCGUCGUUUUUAUCAAGUGUAAGCGAAUUCAUGUAACAUACAUAGGCAUUUACCAAGUACAUAGUGUACUGUGUGUACACUUAGUAAAUAUCUAUGUAAGUUACAUGGAUUCGCAUACACCUAGUACAUACGACGGUUAGGUAGUCAUGAGUACCUACCAACUACCUUGAAAAAGAUCUUAAUUGAAUCUAUUUCCUGUCGUGACUACAUCAACAAAUCAUUCUUAAUAGAUUCAAACAAACCUCAAAGUCAAACUAGCCUAGAUCUUAGUUGAAUGAACUUUUAUCUUAGUUGAUGAAGCUAUAGGAUCUUGAGUGAUUCUAUAAAUUAUUUUGUUGUUAUUAUAAAGUUUAAUGCUUGCGUAUAACAACAUAAUAAUUGACAUAAACAAGUGGCCUUCUUUGAAGCAAGCAUUAUUUAGAUAGACUCAACUAAGCGUCUUGGUUAAAUCAACUAUUAUCUCAUUAAAUACAACUGCGAUUACUUGACACAUUGGACCACUUUCAUUAUUCGGAUAACUCUUAUCUUAGUUGAUUAAGCUAUAGGAUCUUGAGUGAUUCUAUAAAUUAUUUUGUUGUUAUAAUAAAGAUUAAUGCUUGCGUAUAACAACAUAAUAAUUGACGUAAACAAGUGGCCUUCUUUAAAGCAAGCAUUAUUUAGAUAAACUCAACUAAGCGUCUUGGUUAAAUCUAACUAUUAUCUAAUUGAAUACAACUGUGCGAUUACUUGAAUCUACAAAUGAACUUUAUUAAUAUAUUAAGGUUUAAUGCUUAUACUGGACAAGAUAAUUAAUGAAACUAACUAAUCAGUGUUUAUUAAUUCUACAACAGUACUUGAUAGCCGGAACUAAGAACAUUUUAACUAAAUUCUCUUUGUCACAGUAGUCAUGAUCUUGACAGGCUCAUAUGGAGACAAGAUACAUGAUUUUAAUAAACAAGAUCUUAGUUAAAAUGAUCAAAAAUUUUUUUCA
Cydia pomonella (codling moth) is the source of this 2855-nucleotide messenger RNA. RefSeq lists its product as uncharacterized. Lineage: Eukaryota; Metazoa; Arthropoda; Insecta; Lepidoptera; Tortricidae. Bases 875 to 1711 code for a protein of 278 amino acids. The record is from RefSeq and is a predicted model, not a curated record. The transcript has 5 exons.